Messenger RNA from Platichthys flesus (European flounder), 2986 nucleotides. It is a transcript of the gene mcama, whose product is annotated as melanoma cell adhesion molecule a. The transcript is spliced from 16 exons. Gene Ontology annotation, cellular component: plasma membrane. The record is from RefSeq and is a predicted model, not a curated record. Lineage: Eukaryota; Metazoa; Chordata; Actinopteri; Pleuronectiformes; Pleuronectidae. The coding region runs from base 127 to 1983 and encodes 618 amino acids. Gene Ontology annotation, biological process: angiogenesis.
CCUCAUCCAGCACGUCGUCCACUUCCUCCUCCUCCUCCUCAUCCUUGUUCCCUCUAACUUCUCGUCUUCAGAGCCCGGCUCAGUUUGACUCUGGACUGGAUACUACGGACACGCAGCGGCGAAGUCAUGGCGCACGGACCGUUCCUCUGGCUCUUUCUCCUGCAUCUCUGCCUCCUCAGCUCCAACGCUUGGGCCAGGGUGGAGGUGACCAUGCAUGCGGGCCUUGAGGUGUACCUGAGUGACUCGGCUCAGAUCCCCUGCCAGUACAGAUUCACCAACGUCAACUCUGAGCCCAGCUUCGUCGUGACCCAGUGGUUUGUGAGAAGCGCCGGCCACACACGGACGCGGAUCUUCUACUUCGAUACCAAUGCCGUUAGCGCCGCUGACAACAACACGGAAUACACCAGCCGCCUCCAAGUGACUCGAGACCCUGAGGGGACUGUGCUCACCAUCCGGGACGUCCAGCUCUCUGAUGAGAGGGAGUUCUUCUGCCAGGUCAACGGGUUGGAAGCCGGGGCCGGCGAGGGCAAGACCUACCUCAGAGUGUUCGCUCCGCCUGAGGCUCCGGUGAUCGAGGGCGUCCUCACGGGAAUAUCUGUGACCAAAGAGGGGCCGUCUAAGGUUGCAUCAUGUGAGGUGACGAACGGCUUUCCCAAACCCAACAUCACCUGGUACAGAAACAACGUGCCACUGACGCCAGAUCCAGGAAAUGUAAACGUGUUGAGCCUGACCUGGGAGACCAAAGGCCUGUACUCGGUGGAGAGCACGCUGGAGUACAAGGUGGUGAAGGAGGACAGAGAAGCCCUUUUCUCCUGUGAGGUCAGCUUCUCCGUCCCGGGGGCCAUCAGGACAGUGGAGUCAAACACCAUCAACAUCACGGUUUACUACCCUACCACCAUGGUGGAGCUGUGGAAGGAGGCUCCCAGGGGCCUGGUCAAAGAGGGGGAUGCUGUGGAGCUGCAUUGCCAGGGCGAUGGCAACCCCCCGCCGUCCUUCAUUUUCAGCAGAGAACAAGAGGUGGAUUUCGACGUGCCGGUCCUCGGUCACGUGUUGGCCCUGGCUGCGGUGACACGGAAAGACAGCGCCCUCUACCAGUGUCGGCCUGAGCACGCUGAUGGAAACGCCGAGGUCCGAGGGGAAGUGCAACUCACCGUGCACUAUCUGGAUCCAGCUGUGGUUGUACCUAAAGAAUCUGAGUUCAUGAUCAAGGGAGAAGAUUUGACCGCGAGCUGCAACGCUCUGUCCUCCCUGAAGACCUCCACUGUCUGGUACAAGGAGGGCAAACAGGUGGGUAAGGGCAACACAUUGCACCUGCAGGACGCCACCUACGACACGACAGGAGAGUACAAAUGUGAGGUGACCGUCCCCUCGCUGCCGGCGCUGAAGACCAGCGGCUCCGUUAACAUCAUCGUUCAAGGUGGUCCUCAGCUGAUCGGGGUGGAACAGGAGGUGCAGCUGGAGGAGGUGCAAGGCAUGAUGAUCAACCUCAGCUGUGAGGCGGUGGGUCAUCCACUGCCCAGCAUCUCCUGGAGCAUCGUCGGUAGCCAGCACUGGCUCGAGACGGAGGUGGUGAACAAAGUGAAAGAGCACAUGGCGAGGAGCGUGGUGUCGGUCCAAGUCACCUCGGACAUCAGCGCUCAGUGCAACGCGUCCAGCGAGAUGGGCACCGAGGUCAAGACCUUCAGCAUCAGAGCCGUUCCCAGGACCACCACAACCGCUCCCUUCUCUCCCGUUGACCGCAGUGGAGGGAUCAUUGUGGGGAUCAUUGUGUGUCUGCUGCUGCUCGCCAUCCUCGGCAGCGUCCUGUACUUCCUCUACAAGAAGGGAAAGAUCCCCUGUGGACGCUCGGGGAAGCAGGAGAUAAAUAACAAGGGAAUCACCAAAGACGACAUUGUCGUGGAGAUGAAGACCAACUCGAAGACCGAGGAGACUGUCCUGCUCAAGGCCGUGAACGGAGGGAAAGGGAUGCCCAAUGACAAGUAAUGUCCCUGACGGUUCAGCUGCCUGAAGACGGCAGCAUCGGAGCAUAGGACGGGACGAGCGACCUGCAGGAAGACACCACCACACAGACCUGGACAACUCCCCCACCAUGCUUUAUUCUCAGCAGUAUUCAGUAAUUUUACACAGGAGCCCACCCACACACACACAGACACACACACACACACACACACACACUGAUGUGCAUUUUCCUUUGACUGAAUGUUUCCUGUUCAUUCAGCUCCUCCAGUCGUUCGCACUGGGCCGUUGUUCGGAGCCAGUGCGAUGAUGUCCGUGUCUCUCGAUGCAUCCUUUUUGUUUUUCUGUUUCUAUUUCUAUGAAGUGUACAUAUUAUAUAUAUUUUGUUAUUUAAGAUAUUUUGGCACUCUGAUUUCUUUGGUUUCAUGGCAGCGUCUGGCUCGUGUGCACGUUGAUCCAUGUUCACGUGUCCAGGGGGAUUUUGGAUUUGUCUUUUUGUCUUUUUGUUUUUUUCAGCGUGUUUGAUCGGAUAUAUUAAAUAUUCGUGGACAAAACUUCCCAACCGCCCCCGAAAACACAGAAAAUACUAAACCUCUCCUCUAGAAUCAGCCGUUGUACCACUAGGGGGCGCUAAAACCCUCAGUGUCUGGCCCCUAAAAGCUGUGGAUCAGACCCACUGGCGUCCUGUGAACUACUGUCAAGCCCUCGCACUGAUUGUAAAUACGAGUUCAGACCCGCGAGUAGAGGCUGGGACUGUCACUGAAGGUCAAGAGGUCAAAGGUCAGUGAUCUGCCGUGCCUGUUUCUGAGAACGCGUCGUACACUGAAAUCUCUUUCUUGUGAUUUAUUUCUUUGGUUUGCUUCGUGUGUUGUUUGGGCCUGAAGGAGCGUUUUCUUCACGUCAUGCAUGUUUGAGCUUCACGUUGCAGAUACGAGUCAGAACUGGGAUUUAUUUCAGUUUUUGUUUCUGAGCCGAUAAAGCUGUGUUUCUGCAGAUUGAUUAGAGGAGAGGGAAACCAUAGAUUGUGUCU